UAUCUCAGGCUCUGUGACCAGCAGCGAUCAUGAAAACCUCAUCUGACAGGAGCCACGUCCAGAAAACGUCCAGGAGAACCGGCUGGACGCGCAAACGGAGCACCGAGGCGUAUUCCGCUUACAUUUACAAGAUCGAGAAGGAGGUGUCUGAGGACGUGAGUGACGCAGUCUCUUUGAUGCGCCGCCUGUCCGACGCGCACGCGCAGAUGAGCGCCGAGGCCGCGCGACUCUCCAAGUUCAACCGGCGGCACGUCAUCACGCAGCGAGAGCUGCACGCUGCCGCGAAAAAGCUCCUGAUGGCUGAGAUUUAAAUGUCGCAUUUAGACUUUUUAGAUUUAAUAAAGAUGUUUCCGCUUUUAAAAA
Carassius carassius (crucian carp) is the source of this 363-nucleotide messenger RNA. RefSeq names its product histone H2B.1, sperm-like. The record is from RefSeq and is a predicted model, not a curated record. NCBI's taxonomy places the organism in Eukaryota, Metazoa, Chordata, Actinopteri, Cypriniformes, Cyprinidae. Gene Ontology annotation, molecular function: protein heterodimerization activity. Bases 30 to 311 code for a protein of 93 amino acids. The transcript is spliced from 2 exons.